Strongyloides ratti is the source of this 2901-nucleotide messenger RNA. RefSeq names its product Trehalase. Lineage: Eukaryota; Metazoa; Nematoda; Chromadorea; Rhabditida; Strongyloididae. Gene Ontology annotation, biological process: trehalose catabolic process. The record is from RefSeq and is a predicted model, not a curated record. The transcript has 5 exons. Gene Ontology annotation, molecular function: alpha,alpha-trehalase activity. Bases 1 to 2901 code for a protein of 966 amino acids.
AUGUACAAAACUGCCAAAGGAAUGAUUCAAAAUUUUUUUUAUAUAAUUAAAAAAUAUUCAUUUAUUCCAAAUGGUGGUAGAAUAUAUUAUUUAAAACGAUCACAACCAGCACUUCUAACAUCAAUGGUUGAUGAAUAUUUUACAGCAACCAAUGACAUUGAUUUUCUUUUUGAUGCUAUGCCAAUUUUAGAAACUGAAUUGUCGUUUUGGGAGAAGAGACGAACUGUGAAUGUUACUGUAAAUGGAAAUAAUUAUGUUGUUUUUCAAUAUCGUGCUGAUAGUAAUGUACCCCGACCGGAAAGUUAUUUUCAAGAUGUUAAUACAACUAAAAAUAUUAAAGGAUGUGAUAAAAAAAGAGAGAUAUGGAAAAGUAUUAGUUCAACUGCUGAAAGUGGUUGGGAUUUUUCAACAAGAUUUUUAUCAAAUUAUUCUGAGUUUUCUUCUUUUCAAACUACUGAUAUUGUUGAAGUUGAUAUUAAUGCAAUAUUAUGUAGUAUUUAUGGAACAAUAUCUAAAUUAUAUAGAUAUAUGGAUUAUAGUGAUAAAAGUAAAGAAUUUGAUGAAAAAUAUAAUAAAUUUAUGAAAACAUUUAAAGAAGUUUUUUAUAAUCCAAAAAGAUUUGGAUGGUUUGAUUAUAAUAUUAAAAAUCAAAAAUAUAACUUUGAAUAUUAUGCAUCAAAUCUUUCACCCCUUUAUUGGAAAUGUUUUGGUAGUGAUGAAGAAAAAAAUAUUCCAUUAUUAUAUAAAAAUUUAGAAUCAAAGGGUAUAUUUAAUUUUAGGGGUGGAUUACCAUCAAGCUUAAUUGAUUCAAAGCAACAAUGGGAUUUACCAAAUGGAUGGAGUCCAAGUAAUCAUAUGGUUAUUAUGGGCUUAAGUAGAAUUAAUAAUACUUAUUUACAAAAUGAAGCUCUAAAUUUGGCAAAACGUUGGAUUCUUUCCAAUUAUCGUACUUUUAAAAAAGAAAAAGCCAUGUUUGAGAAGUAUAAUGUUGUUAGUGAAAGUAUUGGACGUGGUGGUGGUGGUGAGUAUGACGUUCAGGAAGGUUUUGGUUGGACAAAUGGUGUUAUACUUGAUUUAUUAACAAAAUAUAAUAAUAAUUUGACUAUAAAUGAUUUAAAUGAUUUGUGUGAUUUAAAUUUAUUAUAUUAUAAAUUAUAUGAUGAUCCAAGUAAAUUAUUUAGUAGACCAUUAAAAUAUGCACCACAAAAAAUUGCUAAUAUUUUUUUUGAUAAAUUUAAAUUUAUUAUUGAUAGUAUUGAUAUGAAUGAUCUUAGUGAUUUUGUUGAGGAAAGUUUUGAAAAAGAAAAUUCUGAAUUGAAACGAUGUGAUGAAAUAGAAGAUUGGUCUGAAAAUGUAGAUCAAAUAUUGGCAAUCAAAAAUGAAACAUAUAGAGAAUGGGGAAAAUUUUUACAUAAUAGGUGGAAAAAUUUAUGUUAUCAAUUUGAUGAAGAUGUCAAAGAUCAUCCAAUAAAAUAUUCAUCAAUCUACCUACCAAAUAAAUUUAUUGCUUCUGAUAUAAUUCUUGAAGGUAAUAGAUUAUGGGAUACAUAUUAUAUAGUAAAAGGAUUAUUAGCUUCACAAAUGUAUGAUACAGCAAAAGGAAUGAUUGAAAAUCUUGUACAUCUUGUUGAUAUUUAUGGAUAUCUUCCAUUUGGAUAUCGUAUAUAUCAUUUAAAAAAAACAACAAUACCUUUACUUACAUUAACUGUUAACCUGUACUAUCAAUGUACAAAAGAUUUAGAAUUUUUAAAAAAAGUAUUACCAACUUUGGAGAAAGAAUUUUUAUUUUGGGAAAAAGAAAGAAGUGUUAAUAUUCAAUUAAAUGGAAAAAAUUAUACAGGUUUUCAGUAUCGAACAUCUUUAAAUGUUCCUAGAUUAGAAAAUUUUUAUUCUGAUUAUGAUAUGGCAAAUCAUUUAAAAGAUUGUGAUCAAAAAAGAGAUUAUUGGAGGAAGUUACAGACAAUCUCUGAGAGUAGUGAAAUAUCUUAUAGAUGGGUUAAUUUUAAUAAUUCUAUAAAUGCUACAUUAGAUACAAAUAUUUUACCUAUAGAAUUAAAUUCAAUAUUAUGUAAUGCUUCUGGAAUAAUAGCAAAUUUUCAUAAACUUACAAAAAAUAUUAAUAAAUUAAAUAUAUUCAAAAAAAAGUAUAUACAUUUAAAAAAAUCAUUUAAAGCAAUUUUUUACAAUACUGUUGAUGAGAUAUGGUAUGAUUUUAAUUUAACAACAUUCAAACAUAAUAAAAGAAUUUAUACAUAUUCUUUUUUUCCUGUAUUUUUAAAAUGUUAUGAUAAAGAAGAAGAAGGAAAUAUUGUAUAUAUGUAUGAAAGAAUAAAAAGGUUAAAAUUUCACUUUUCAUUUGCAGAAAUGAAGGAACCAUACAUAAUGAGAACAACUCAAAAUGAACAUGAAAAUUUAUAUUAUUCAAUUAAUCAAAUGAUUAUUGAAGGUCUAUUUGAAUCAAAAAAUAUUUAUCUUAUAAAUGAAGGAAAAAAAAUAAUGAAUCGCCUACUGGAGAGAGGUUAUAAAUUUUUUCAAAAAUAUUAUACAUAUUUUCCUGGAAACAAUUCUACAUCAUUUGAAAAAAAACGAGCUUUAAGUGAAUAUGGAUUUGUUAAAAGGUUAUCAUUAGCCAAUGGAAUUAUUUUAGAUUAUUUAGUAAAAUAUGGAAAUGAGAUACAAAAUGAUUCUAAUUAUAAUAAUGAAGAAAAAAUUAUUAAUAAAAAAAAUAUAACUUUGGUAGAUUCUCGAUAUUCUGAUAAAUAUGAUAUUAUAUGUACAACAACAAAACCAAAAUGUCCAUCAGUAUCUGUUAAAAUUGGAAAAACAUUUGGAGAUACAAUUUAUAUAAUGAUUAGUCAAAUAUCUAAGAUGUUAUCAAAAUUUUUCAUUUAUAUUAUAUAA